UCUCAAAAGUCAAAACACACACAAAGUUUCAUUUUAUUUUUUUUUUUAUUAAGACUAUUUUCCAUACUAUUUUGAUAGUUUUUUUCGUAUUUUUUUAAGUGAAAUUGAUUGGAAUAUUUAUGUUUAUAUUUACUAAAAACAAAAACCAAUUAAUGAAUUUAUCAUACCAUCAAUUGGUCUUGUCAACAUACAGCUUAUCGACAAUUAUUUAUCCCAGCCAAAUUUUUUUUUUCAAGGUCUCGCAAGACCGGGGAACUGACCAAUCAUCUAGCAGACCAUACCAUUCGGUUGUUCCUCAGCAUUUAGCAAACGCUCCUCCCAGGUGUUUUAUUUCUCUCCUCAAAAUUCCCUCGUUUUUGAGUUUAGCACAGCUUAGUUUACUACAGUUAUAAAAAAUUUAAAGUUUAUUUUAUUUUAAAAAACGUCACAUACUCACGAGCCAGGAAAUAAUUUUUCUACAUAGUAAAAAAAAAAAUAGACAUAAUGGAAAAUUACAAAAAUGUUACGCAUUGUUUGUUCGAUAUGGAUGGAUUACUUCUAGAUUCGGAAAGCGUAUACAAGACAAUAUACAAUAACGUAGUAUCUGAAUAUGGUCACAAGUAUGGAGGUGAUGUUGCAUAUGCCGUACUUGGACGUCCUGAAAUGGUUGGAUUUGAUAUAAUAAUUAAACAUUUUAAAUUGCCAAUAAGUAUUCAAGAAUUUCAGCAAAAAUAUCAUCAAAUGCAGCAUGAACUGUUCGUUGAUGUUAGAGUUAUGCCAGGUGCAGAGAGAUUACUUCGUCAUUUGUAUAAACAUAAAAUUCCAAUUGCACUUGCAACAAGUUCAAGUGCAGCAAGUUAUGAGCUUAAAACAAAACAAGUUAAGCCAAUAUUUGAGUUAUUUCAUCAUCAAGUACUUGGUGGUUCUGAUCCUGAUGUUAAAAAUGGUAAACCAGCACCAGAUAUAUUUUUAGUUGCUGCCAGUAGAUUUUCAGAUAACCCUGAACCAUCAAAGUGUCUUGUAUUUGAAGAUGCGCCAAAUGGUGUUCAAGCAGCAGUUAGUGCUGGAAUGCAAGUUGUAAUGGUACCUGAUUCAAAUUUGCCAAAAGAUUUGACUAAAAAAGCAACAAAAGUUAUUGGUACUUUAUUGGAAUUUAAACCAGAAGAAUUUGGCUUACCUCCUUUUGAUGAUUAAUAAUGUAUUAACAAAUUAAAUAAAUCUACUAAAUUAAUAGUUAAAUAUUGUUAAAAAAAAAAAAAAUAAAUAAUGCACGACCAACAACACAAUUAACAAGCAAAAAAAUAAAAAAGUAUUCUACUGAGAAUUAGUUGAUCUAUUAAAAUUGUUGACAAAAGAAAAGAUGAAAAAAAAAAUACCUCUAAAAAAAUAAAUAAACUAGUAGCUCGGUGCUAAAAGAUUUACCUUCAUCUAAAUUUAAUUUAAUCUUUUCUUGAAAAUCAAAAAUUCUAUUUUGAUAAAUAGUACCUGUAUGUUUUAAUAAUAAAUAAAUCAUGAUAUUUCUGG
Messenger RNA from Aphidius gifuensis, 1503 nucleotides. Its product is annotated as pseudouridine-5'-phosphatase. Bases 484 to 1173 code for a protein of 229 amino acids. The record is from RefSeq and is a predicted model, not a curated record. Gene Ontology annotation, molecular function: phosphatase activity. The transcript has 5 exons. NCBI's taxonomy places the organism in Eukaryota, Metazoa, Arthropoda, Insecta, Hymenoptera, Braconidae.